Messenger RNA from Tigriopus californicus, 2107 nucleotides. Its product is annotated as transketolase-like protein 2. Gene Ontology annotation, molecular function: transketolase activity; thiamine pyrophosphate binding. The record is from RefSeq and is a predicted model, not a curated record. NCBI's taxonomy places the organism in Eukaryota, Metazoa, Arthropoda, Copepoda, Harpacticoida, Harpacticidae.
AUAUCUGUUAAUACAAACGAGCCAUUUGGUUGAAUGGUUAAGCCACAUCAUAAACUAGAAAAGAUCUUCCGCAAUCAUGCCUGUUGACGCCCAAGAAGCCCAAGUCCUGAAGGACAUUGCCACCAAGUUGCGAAUCCACUCGGUGGAAUCUACUUCGGCUGCUGGAUCCGGCCAUCCAACCUCAUGCUCAUCCAUGGCCGAUAUCAUGAGCGUCUUGUUCUUCAACACCAUGAAGUAUGAUGUGGCUGAACCCAAGAGCGCCUCCAACGAUCGCUUCGUUCUGUCCAAGGGCCAUGCGGCUCCCAUUUUGUAUGCGGCUUGGGCCGAAGCCGGUCUUUUUCCGGUGAGCGAGUUGCAAAAGCUCCGCAAGUUGGACUCUGAUCUCGAGGGUCAUCCCACCCCUAGGCUGAACUUUAUCGAUGUGGCCACUGGAUCCCUCGGACAGGGCCUGUCCGUGGCUUGCGGUAUGGCUUAUGUGGGCAAGAACUUGGACAAGGCACCCUAUCGUACCUAUUGCUUGAUGGGGGAUGGCGAGUCCAUGGAGGGAAACGUAUGGGAGGCCAUGACCUUUGCUGGUUUCUACAAGUUGGAUAACUUGUGUGCCAUUAUUGAUGUGAAUCGUUUGGGACAAAGCGAUCCCACUCCUUUGCAACACGACAUGGAACAGUACAAGAAUCGAGUGGAGAGCUUCGGCUUCCACGGCAUCGUGGUUGAUGGCCAUGACAUCAACGAGCUCGUCAAGGCCUUUGACGAGGCUGCCAAUACCAAAGGGAAGCCCACUUGCAUUUUGGCCAAGACCUUCAAAGGUCACGAUUUCCCCGAGAUUGCCGACCUGAUGAAUUGGCAUGGAAAGGCCCUGGGAGAUAAAAGCGCCUCCGUGGUCGAGCACUUGAAGGGUCUUCUCCAGAACGCCAGUGCUCCCAACCCUAAGAUUGAGGGUCCAUCGGGUGCGGCUCCGGAUGUGAGCAUUAAGGACGUGAAAUUGUCUUCGCCGCCUAAUUACAAGCUCGGAGAUGCUUUGGCCACCCGUCAAGCCUAUGGCACGGCCUUGGCCAAGGUGUGCGAAAACAAUCCCCGUGUGAUCGCUUUGGAUGGGGACAUGAAGAACUCGACCUUCUCGCAGAAUGUGACCAAGCAAUUCCCCGAACGAUACAUCGAAUGCUUUAUCUGCGAGCAGAAUUUGGUUGGCGUUGGGAUUGGAGCGGCUUGCCGUGACCGAACUGUGGCUUUCGUGUCUACAUUCGCGUGUUUCUUAACCCGAGCCUUCGAUAACUUCCGAAUGGGCGUGAUCUCUCAGACCAACAUCAAUGUGGCUGGAUCUCAUUGUGGAGUGUCGAUUGGUGAGGAUGGUCCUUCUCAAAUGGCCUUGGAGGACUUGGCCAUGUUCAGAACUCUUCCUGGCGCCACUGUGUUUUAUCCCUCGGAUGCCGUGGCCACGGAAAGGGCCGUUGAAUUGGCUGCCAAUACCAAGGGCAUUACAUUCAUUCGUCUGAGUCGUCCCGCCACGACCAUUGUUUACGCGAAUGACGAAGUCUUUGAGAUCGGAAAGGCCAAGGUCGUUAAACAAUCCGAUUCCGACAAGGUGUUGGUCGUGGCCGCUGGAGUUACCUUAGAUGAAGCUGUGAAGGCUGCCAAGAAUUUGGAGGCUUCCGGUGUGAAUGUGCGUGUUCUGGAUCCCUUCACUGUCAAACCCUUGGACGCUGAAGGAGUGAUCAAGAAUGCUUUGGAAUGUGGUGGACGGAUCGUGACGGUCGAAGAUCACUACCCCGAGGGUGGAAUUGGUAGUGCUGUGGCUGAUGUGGUGUCUGGUCGUCGGGAUAUCGUGCUGAAGAAGCUCUGCGUCCAAGAAGUACCCAGAUCUGGACCUCCCAAGAUACUGAUCGAGAAGUACGGCAUUGGCGCUGAUUCGAUCGUGAAAGCGGUUAACGAGAUCAAGGAUGCUUAAACCAGUGUGAUGGAUCGCCCCUCUACAAAGUUUUCAUUUUCUUAAUUUUAAGCUGUAAUCAUCAUAACUUAUCCAUUCCUCUCAUAUCCUCUCAAAUUGUAUUGAAAAGUCGCCGAUGAUACGAAUGACAUACACAAUUAUAUUCCUCAAAAAAAGCAAGAA